AUGCCAAGCAGUCGAGCCUGGGGUCUGGUGUCAUCAAUCCGGGGCACCAAUCUUAGAUCCUAUAGACGUCGCUCACGGAGCAGGUCUCAUGAAAGGAGACAUCGUAGUCGAUCGAGGAGUCCGGACAGGUCUCGACGUUCACGCAGAUCCAGAUCCAGAGAACGGAAACGAUCACAUAGUAGAGACAGGGACCGGAGGAGCCGAUCUCGUGAAAGGCAGCAUGCAAGAAGGUCUCGACCUUCUUCGAGGGAAAGGCGACGAGAUAAACACUCUCCACGAAACAAACGAUCUUCUUCACGAAAUAGUCGAUCCCGUUCAAAAUCCCUCCCCAAAACUGUACCCAGUAGGUCACCAAGUGCUGAAAAGGUCAUCCCGUGUGAAGGGGAAAUAAAACUAAAAGAUGAGCCUCUCGAUAAGGAAGAAGAACAGAAACGUUUGGAAAUGGAGAUGCAGAAACGACGUGACAGAAUAGAGAAAUGGCGAGCUGAGAGGAAAAAGAAGCAGGGACUUAUUCCUAUCAACAUUGCCCUGCCUUCCAAGAAAUGGAGUCUGGAAGAUGAUGAUGACGACGAUGAAGAAGAGGAAAAGAAAGACAACACUGGUGCUGAUGAUGAACUCGAUCCUUUGGAUGCCUACAUGAUGAGUGUAAAUGAAGAAGUUAAAAAGAUUCGAGAUGAAAACAGUGAAAAGCAGGAACCUACUCCUCCUAAAGCUGAGAACGGGCAACAAGCUACAAGUGCCAGCCAAGCUGCUGGCAAGGUGACCAUGAUCACAGCUGUAGUGAAAAAGAAAGAAGACAUUAGUAAACUGAAAGGCGAAUUAAUGGAAAAUAAUGUUGAUGCCAUGGAGUAUUCUUCAGAAGAAGAAGAGGAAGAUCUGGAUGCUACAAUGGCUGGAAUGGUAAAAAAAAAGAAGGAACUGACGUUGGUUGACCACACCCGAAUUUACUAUGCACCUUUCCGAAAAAAUUUUUAUGUCGAGGUUCCUGAAAUUGCCAAAAUGACUCAAGCUGAAGUUGAGGAGCUGAGAUUAGACUUGGAAGGAAUUAAAGUCCAUGGAAAAGGAUGUCCAAAACCUAUCCGCACCUGGGCCCAAUGUGGAGUCAGCAAGAAAAUUAUGGACGCAUUAAAAAAGCAUGGUUACGAGAAGCCAACACCAAUUCAGGCUCAAGCAAUUCCUGCAAUCAUGUCUGGGAGAGACUUAAUUGGAAUUGCCAAAACUGGAAGUGGAAAGACAGUUGCCUUUUUACUGCCCAUGUUCAGACAUAUCAUGGACCAGUCAGACCUUGAAGAAGGAGACGGGCCUAUUGCUGUGAUCAUGACCCCCACUCGAGAACUUGCUAUGCAAAUUACAUCCGAAUGCAGAAAAUUUGUAAAGGCCCUUGGUUUACGUGCAGUGUGUGUAUAUGGAGGAACAGGUAUCUCAGAACAGAUUGCUGAGCUGAAAAGAGGAUGUGAGAUUAUUGUGUGUACCCCAGGCCGGAUGAUUGAUAUGUUGGCAGCUAACAAUGGUCGGGUGACUAAUCUAAGACGUUGUACAUAUGUGGUGCUAGAUGAAGCUGACAGAAUGUUUGAUAUGGGAUUUGAACCACAGGUAAUGCGAAUCGUUGAUAACAUUCGUCCUGAUAGGCAAUUAGUGAUGUUUUCUGCCACAUUCCCAAGACAAAUGGAAGCACUGGCUAGACAUAUUCUCACAAAACCCAUUGAAGUCCAAGUGGGAGGACGAAGUGUGGUCUGCAAAGAUGUAGAACAACAUGUGAUUCUUCUUGAAGAAGACCAGAAAUUUUUCAAAUUGCUGGAACUGUUGGGCAUUUAUCAAGAACUUGGCAGCGUACUUGUGUUUGUCGACAAACAGGAACAUGCAGAUGAGGUAAUGAAAGAAUUGCUGAAGCAUUCUUACCCUUGUAUGUCUUUACACGGCGGUAUUGACCAAUACGACCGGGACAGCACAAUAGUUGACUUCAAAAAUGGAUUAGUUCGUCUCUUGGUGGCCACUUCCGUUGCAGCUCGAGGUUUAGAUGUCAAGCAUCUUAUUCUCGUAAUCAACUAUGAUUGCCCAAAUCACUACGAGGAUUACGUUCAUCGAUGUGGUCGAACAGGGCGUGCAGGUAACAAAGGUUUUGCCUAUACGUUCAUAACACCUGAUCAAGAGAAAUACACCAUGGAUAUCAUCAAAGCUCUAGAAUUGUCAGGUGCAACCGUGCCACCCGAGGUUGAAAAAAUGUGGAAUGAUUACAAAGAUAAAGCAAAGGCUGCUGGCAAAGUAAUAAAGAGUUCAAGUGGUUUUAAGGGCAAAGGUUUCAAGUUUGAUGAAACGGAAGCUCAAUUGGCAGAUGAUCGAAAGAAACUGCAGAAAGCAGCUCUUGGUUUGCAGGAUUCUGAUGAAGAAGAUGCUGGAGUUGAUAUUGAGCAACACAUUGAAGACAUGUUUGCCAGUCGCAAGAAAGUUACAGACGUUACCAAGCCAGUGGUUCCAAUUCAAAUGCAACAGCAACCUCAAAGCAUCCAAUCGAAUGUCACCAACCAACAGAAACUGGAAUUGGCCAAAAGAGUCGCUGCCAGAAUCAACAUUGCCAAAAAAUUGGGUCCAGAGUCCCAAGACAUCAUCAUCCAACAAACAGCAUCAGCCAUUCUUAAAGGCGGAGGCAUGUCGGCUCCUCAAGUCGCUUCCAAGACAAUUGCAGAGCAGACAGCCGAAAAGAUUAAUGCCAAACUUGGUUAUCGUCCUGUUUCUGAAGAAGACAAGGAAGGCCAAGACCAAAACACCGAAACCUUUAAGCGUUACGAAGAGGAACUUGAAAUUAACGAUUUCCCACAAAUUGCUCGAUGGAAAGUCACUUCUAAGGAGGCAUUGGCCCAAAUUUGUGAAUAUUCCGAGGCAGCUAUAACAGUUCGCGGAUCUUUCAUCCCUCAAGGCAAAGAAGCCAAGGAAGGAGAACGUAAACUCUACUUGGCAAUUGAAGCGACUAAUGAAUUGGCCGUACAAAAGGCCAAGAAAGAAAUCACAAGACUCAUCAAGGAUGAACUGAUCCGACUGCAAAAUUCCUACCAGCCAGCGAGUAAAGGACGUUAUAAAGUGCUCUGA
Acanthosepion pharaonis is the source of this 3084-nucleotide messenger RNA. The record is from the annotation of a GenBank genome assembly. NCBI's taxonomy places the organism in Eukaryota, Metazoa, Mollusca, Cephalopoda, Sepiida, Sepiidae.